Acanthochromis polyacanthus (spiny chromis) is the source of this 1164-nucleotide messenger RNA. RefSeq lists its product as uncharacterized. The record is from RefSeq and is a predicted model, not a curated record. Bases 1 to 1080 code for a protein of 359 amino acids. Lineage: Eukaryota; Metazoa; Chordata; Actinopteri; Pomacentridae. The transcript has a single exon.
AUGCGCUGGCGAGAACCCUGUACAGUAAAUAUGGUACGGGUAAUGAAUGUGGAUGAGAGCUCAGAUGGGUUUUGGACGAAAGCAAAGUUGGAAGGGCAUUCAGUGAAAAUGCAAAUAGACACUGGAUCGAAGGCUUCACUAGUGUCUUAUAAGAUAUACCGAAAAUGUAUGAAACAUCUUCCACUGCGUCCCUCCAACACAACCUUCAGAGCAUACAUGGGACACCCAGUGCACAUGAAAGGAAUGACAGAUGUACUGGUACAGUGCAACAACCAAACUGUGAGACUUCCAGUUUAUGUCACCAACAAAAACUAUGCCGCCAUAAUGGGGCGUGUGUGGCUAAAAAAAAUCUGCCUUAACUGGCAAGAAGUGAGGAAGCUGUCACCCAACUCCGCUCAACUGCAGGUGAUACUGGAAAAACAUGAAGAGGUCUUUCGUGAGGAAUUAGGCAGCAUGAAAGAUAUCACAGUGAAGUUACAUGUAAAACCUGGAAGCAAACCUGUGUUUUUGAAGGCGAGACCAGUACCAUAUGCUAUUAGACCAAAGGUGGAAGCUGAUCUGGUUGCCAUGGUCAAGAACGGGGUUUUAGAGUCUGUGACAACAAGUGAGUGGGCCACACCCAUUGUUCCAGUGCCGAAAAAGGAUGGUGGUGUCCGGACCUGUGGGGACUUUAAGGUGACCCUUAAUCCUGUUCUAACAGUAGAGCAGUAUCCCCUUCCCCUGAUUGAUGACUUAUUUGCAGGACUGAGUGGAGGAGAAAAAUUUAGCAAAAUAGAUCUCAGCCAAGCUUACUUGCAAAUGCAUGUGGAGGAGCAGUCACGUGAAAUGUUGACUACAAACACUCAUAAAGGACUUUUCAGGUACUGCAGAUUGCCUUUUGGCAUCACCUCUGCCCCGGCAAUGUUUCAGCAGUCAAUAGAUCAGAUCCUCAGUGGCCUGCCAGGAGUGCAAUGCUACCUUAAUGAUAUACUUUGCACAGGAGCAAACGAUGAGGAGCAGCUUCGCAACUUGGAUGCUACCUUAAAAAUGGCUGAAAGAACAUGGCUUGAGAGUUCGCAAGGACAAAUGCGAGUUCUUUAAACCAUCUGUAGAGUAUCUUGGACAUGUGAUUGAUGCUAAGGGACUCCAUACUGCACCAUCAAAAAUCGCAGCUAUUGUGGAUGC